ACAAAUCACCGACAAAUCGAGGGACAAUACGGAAGCUCGCGUUCAACGCCCAUUCCGUUUCCUCACGCGCCAAGAUGCCGUCGGUGUCGUCAGGACGGAUUACCAAAGCCCGAAAGGGCAAGAAAUUGACUCCCCACCAGAAGAAUCACAGGUGGGAGUCGUUCCAGACCAAGAUCGCGAAGCUUCAUUCCCUCGACCCCCUGCGAAAAGUGCGCCGACACGACCUCGACGCCGAAGACCUCGAGGCUACCACAUCUUACUUCAGAAACGGCCUGGAAAGAUGGAACGAGCUGAAUAUUUCGAGGGGCUUCGUUUCGUUCAAGCGCGAAGUCCUCCCACUCACCGAGAGCCUCGCCCAGAUCCUACACUUCGAGACCCGGAUCUUCGAGCUCCUCACGCAAUACAUUUCCAUGCAAGAGAAGGAGGCUUUGGAACCACUACUCGACCUCCUGACCGCCUUUGCCCACGACCUUGGAAUUCGCUUUGAGAAGCACUAUGCCGCCUCUCUCGGCUUGGUUGCGGCCAUCGCUGCCAAGCCCCAGGAUGUCGAAGUCAUCGAGUGGGCCUUUGCCGCCCUCGCCUUCUUGUUCAAGUAUCUCUCGAGACUUAUUGUCCCCAACCUCCGACCGACAUACGACGUACUUGCGCCGCUGCUGGGAAAGACACGACACCCCCCUUACAUUGCCCGGUUUGCUGCCGAAGCCACCAGCUUCCUCAUCAAGAAGGCCGCUGCCCCCGCCAACCGCGAGACCGCGCUGGUCUCCAUCGUCACCCACGCGAGAGAUGACCUCUUGAGCAUGGCCGGGGAACGCCAGUUCCAGCUAUACCAAGACGGGAUAAUGACCAUGUUUUCCGAAGCCAUGAAGGGCCCCGGAGAGACCCUGCACUCCACCGCACAAGCCACCCUGAAGGCUCUCUUGGGCGCUUUACCCGCCCCCGAACUGGAGCUCUCCCCGGAUUCGACGUGGUCCAACGUCAUCUGCGGCGUCCUCACCAGCGUCAUACAUCAUUCGAACGCCACUAGUUUCGCACCGCUGGAAGAAGCCAUCUUGGAGGAGGCCAAUCUCCGGAUGGCAGAACAGGCGUCUGACGGACCAUGGCGCUUCGUUCCCCUGAUUAGGGCUAUCGGCACAGUAGCCGGCGUUCGUGCGGGAUCAAGAAUGAGCAACUGGUCAUCCAUUGUCCGGUGCCUCGUAUCCAUGAUGGAUUGGACGACGAAGCGUGCGCCGGAUGUGUCGUCUGAUCAGGCCAACCUGGUUUGGAAACAUAUUGUCUCCCACACUGCCAUUGUGUGGCAUGCAGCUCCCAUGGAUGCCCUUAUUCCAGGCAUCAAAGACUUCACCAACUCGCUGCAGCGGGAACCAUUCAUGAGGUGGUUUAUCCCGUUUUGCGCCUACCUUUCAGACCUGGACUCUCAACGGUUCCGUAGCCUAUUUCAAUCAUAUUUCCAGAGAUUUGUUGGCAGUCAUUGGUCAGAAGGUCACAACGACGACGAGCUAUGCAUCUUCCUACCCAAGAUGGUAAAGGCCGGUAGCCUUCCGGCUCCUGGGGAAAAGGAGACUUGGACCCUCCCGCGAGGCUGGCAGGACCAAAUCGUGGCAAAGUUUGAGCGACUGGAGGUUUCCCCGUUCCCUGAACGUGGCACUUAUGACAAGGACCCCCAGACAUGGAGAGACAGGUGCUUGCCCAAGUACUCCAUGCUACUCGAUCUGCUCGAUUCAACAACCGUCCACCCAAGCGCCACUGCGAAGAUCGCCGACCUUUUGCUGAGAAAGUUGAAGCUCGCGUUGAGGCCGACCUCGUCCCUUGCCUCAGAUGAGGUCCACUUCAGCAUUAGCCAAGGCUUUCAUGCGUACUUGCGUAUGAGUAAAGUGGCCGGCCCUGUCGAUCCUGGCUUGGAACCCCUGCUUCGAGCUGCUCUGCCUCGGUUCAGCCGGUCGAUAGGAUUCCUCGAAGCUUACUUGACGUACGAACAACUCAAGCGAAGUGGGCCUCCCGUAGAACGUCGGGAUAGCAGCAGUAGCAGCGAAGGCUCGAAGACAGAGGUCGAUCCCGUCGUGAAGGCUCUGGUCGACAACCUCUCGUCACCCUCACACGAACUCCGACUCGCGACGUUGAACAUCUUCGCCAAGCUCGAGUCCACCACGGACGAGUCGUCCUGCCUGGCUCUGAUGACCCAGAUCGAAGAGACCCCCCUGGAGCUUGGCACAUUGCGAGUCAUCGCCAUGCAUAUUCGCAAACUUGGGCAGACAUACUCCUCGCUGAGUGAAGGGUCUUGGCUGCGACUCGCCGUCCCCGCCUUCUUGUUCGGCAUGAUGACCGUCAAGCUGACGCCUCUUUGGAAAGACGCCUGCGCCGCUUUGGAGCAGGUUGGCCACACCAAAUCUGGCGAGGAAGCUAUCCUGACUCUAGCCCUCGACUGGCUUGACGUCCCUUCGAGCAGAAGCACUGGACCGGGCGGUCCGCUACCGGGACAGACACGCAGGCCGCUGACCGAAUUUGACUGCACACAUCUCCAGAAGCUCACCACUGUGGCCGAGGACGUGCACAACACGGUCGAAAGCGUCCUGCAGAUCAUGCUCGAGUACUUCGACAAGCAACAGCAACCCGUCGAGACACAUCCCUUCAAUGCGCGGUCUCAGGCCCUCAAAGUACUCGCUGCCUUGCCGGCACUGGCAGAGAAGCGGUCUCGAAAGAUCGUCCCGUACUUCUUGUCUUGGGCUACUGAAUCCACCGGUCCGUCAGACAGCCGACGAGACGAGGAAGACAAAGUCGCGGAAGAUGACGAAGGUGCUGAAGGAGAAGGAGAGGAGGAGGAGGAAGAAGAAGAAGAAGACGAGGAUCGAGACGAGGGCGAUGCCGGUGCCGACAGUUGGUCUCUCUAUGAUCGAAAAGCCAUGUUAGCCGUGUUCGAGAAGUUCGUCAAUCCCAAGUCUCUCUACGAGAGCGAGAAAGUCUACCAAGCCCUCCUGCAUCAGUUGGAAAACGGCGACAUCGACGUCCAGAAAUCGGCCCUCAAGUCGAUUCUUACCUGGAAGCAGGAAGGCAUCAAGCCGUACCAGGAGAACCUGGAAUACUUGCUCGACGAGGCGAGGUUCAAGAACGAGCUGACUGUCCUAUUGCAGGGCGAGCAGGCCAUCCAAGCUGAGCAUCGUCCCGAGCUGAUGCCGGUCUUGCUGAGACUGCUCUACGGCAGAACCAUCUCCAAGAAAGGAGCGGCGAGCGGCCGGCACGGACUAGCGGCCACCCGUCUAGCUGUUCUGAGGAACCUGUCGGCAGAGGACCUUGGCGGUUUCCUUGACAUUGCACUUGGAAAGCUGAGGGGUCUCACCGUCUUGGACGACAACAACUCGGGGCUCCGAGAGGAUCUGUUCUCCCGUGAGAUCCUAGCUCCGCGGAAGCAAGUCGGUUUCAUGAAUAUGAUGCUGCCACUGAUCAACGAGCUCGGUACCGACGUUGAAUCCUACAUCGACAGGCUGCUCAACUCCGUCCUGUACUGCGUCAUCUAUGCCUGCCGAAAACUAAGGGAGCUGGCCGCCGAGUCCGAUGCAGAUCAGGAGGAAGAGAAGGGACCGUCGCACCAAUCCCUCUUCAGGGUCACGCGGACCACCGGCCUGAAGUGCUUGCAUUCGUUGUCCCGGAACGCGCCAAACUAUGCCUGGACUCGUUACGUGGAGAUCAUCACGGCCGAGGUCGUCUCUCCUCGCAUUGAGAAUCUGCCGGCGGAGAAUACGCAAGGCGUGUCCGGGCUCCUGCAGCUGCUCUCGAUCUGGUCCCAGCUCCCCAAAGCCGCACUGUUCCUGUCGAUCAACAGCCAAAUCCUCCCCAAGAUCAUUGAGUGCGUCUCGGUCGAGAAGGCCAAGGACGAGGUCAAGAUCUUCUGCUUGGGCAUCGUCCGGAAUCUCAUCGGACUGGUCAAGGCGCCUGCUUCCCAGUCCGAAUUCAACGAGCUGAUCAAGGCCGAACUCCUCGACCCCAACACCGACCUCCUCCUUCGACACAUAACUGCGGCUCUGAAGUCUGACGGCAUCAGCACCAGCUUGCUGGACGCCUGUCUGGAGACGGUCGUUGACAUAUCUCCCCUGGUCGAGACGUCCGAGAAUGUCAACGAAGUGUUGCAGAUCUCCAUCUUCCUCCUCAACCAGCCACCCAGACGGGUCAAUCCCAAAGCCAAGGGUCAGGUCUUGCUGAUCCUAGAGCAGUUCGUCACGCUCCACGAAGCGAACGGCGUGGACUUGGGUCCGUCCAGCGAACUGUUCUCAACCAUCUUCGAAACGGUGUCUGCCCUGUUCAGCUACUUCAAGGAUAGGGAGAACAGGCAAUCUCUCAGCCGUCUCAUGGUCGUUCUCAGCGGGAAAGAUGCUCAGCUCGAGCUCAUCGCUUCGAUUUGUACCUCCAUGAAUGCUUUCGCCGAGGGCCGUAUUGAUGAGCCCGACUACGACAGGCGAUUGUCUGGUUUCAACCAAGUGUCUGGCAAAGAUGGGCCCUUUACCGCUCGCCAAUGGCUUCCUCUCCUCCAUAACAUGGUGUUCUACCUCCGCGCCGACGAGGAAUUCGGCAUCCUAUCAUCGAAUUCUGCGGAUGGAAUGCGGACGUUCAUCCAGGAAGCUGCUGCUUCCGAGGACGAGGACACGAAAAAGAAAUUUGGCGCAUACCUCGACAAGAUCAUCCUGCCCGCCCUGUACUCCGGAGCACGCGAACCUUCCGCGACGGUCAGACGAGAAUGCCUUCGAAUUUUCGGCUAUCUGCUCUCUAGGAUGCCGACCUGGCACGCGGUCUCCGACCUGAAAGGUCUGCUGACGGAAGCGGACGAGGAGUCGUCCGAGCCGGCCUUCUUCUUCAACAUUCUCAGUCCCGCGACGUCCAGGCAGCUGGAGGCCCUCCAGCUCUUGGAGACGGCGAACGAGGCGUCCGAAUUCAGCAGCCAGAAUCUCUACCACUUCUUCAUCCCCGUCCUGGAACACUUCAUCUUUGGUCGUACGGACGGUAGCGACGAUCACGGCUUGGGGGCUCAGGCGUCUGCGACCAUCGGGAACUUGGCCAUGUCGCUAGAGUGGAAGCAUUACCGCGUUGUUCUGCAGCGGUAUAUCGGCUUUGUGGAGUCGAAGCCGGGUCUGCAGAAGCAGGUGGUUCGGCUUCUUGGGAAGGUUGCGGAUGCUCUGGUGUCGUCCUCCCAGCUCAAGCAUACGGCACGGGCACAGCCAGAGGCAGGGGCGGAGGCGCAGGAACAGACACAGGAACAGACACGGGAACAGAAACAGGCGGAGACUGACGAGUCCGGCGAUUCCACCUCGCCCAUGAGGAGACUACCCUCUUCGAUGCCGGACGAGAUCAGUGCCGACAUCUCAAACAACUUCUUACCGACGCUCCUGAAGCAUUUGAACCACAAGGACGAGUCGGAAGUCAGCCACCGAGUACCCGUCGGCAUCAUCAUCGUCAAGCUCCUGAAGCUUCUGCCGGAGGGACAGAUGGGCCCGAAACUGGCGGGCGUCCUGACGGAUAUCUGCCACAUUCUGCGCAGCAAGGGCGACGAGUCGCGAGACAUGGCUCGGGACACGUUGGUGCAGAUCGCGGGCAUCCUGGGGCCGUCGUUCUUUGGCUUCAUCCUGAAGGAAUUGCGAGGCGCUCUCAAACGAGGAUACCAGCUGCACGUCCUCUCGUACACCCUGCAUUCGAUUCUACUGAAGGUCAUCCCCGAGUUCCGACAGGGAGAUCUCGACUAUUGUCUUCCCCCCAUCGUCGCAGUCAUUAUCGACGACAUCUUCGGCGUGACCGGCCAAGAAAAGGAUGCCGAAGGCUACACGAGCCAAAUGAAGGAGGUCAAAUCCAGCAAGAGCCAGGACUCGAUGGAGCUCAUUUCCAAGUCCGUCUCGGUGAAUCACCUCAUCCACCUCAUCCACCCGCUCCAGUCCCUCCUCAUGCAGAAGCUCGAUCUCAGGAUGGUCCGAAAGAUUGAUGGGCUCCUGACGCGCAUCACGACGGGGCUGCUGCAAAACCCCGCUGCCGAGAGCAGGGACACGCUGGUGUUCUGCUACGAGGUCGUCCAGGAGGUGUACAAGAGCCGCAAGCCGGAAGAGGUGACGAGGAUCGACCCAAGGGUGAAGAAAUACCUCUAUCAGAAAGGGGUGAGGAAGAGCGAGCGGGAAUCGGGAAACAGGCAUACCUACAAGCUGACCAGAUUCGCGCUCGACGUGCUGAGGUCGGUGUGGAAGAAGUACGACAGCCUGCGCAGCGAAGCGAACAUCUCCGGCUUUGUUCCCAUCCUGGGCGACGCCGUGGUGGCAGGGGAGGAGGACGUCAAGGUGGCGGCCUUCAAGCUGCUCACGGCCAUCGUCAAGGUGCCCUUCGGCUCGGACGAGGGCACGGGUCUCUACAAGGUGGCGACGAAGGAGGCCACGAAGAGCAUAUCCCUGUCGGCGACGACGGCGUCGGACCUGUCGCAGUCGGCGCUCAAACUGGUCUCGGUGGUCCUCAGGGACAGACGGGACGUGGUGGUCAAGGAUGCAGCGAUCGACAUGCUCGUUGCCAAGCUGAAAGAUGACCUGACCGACCCUCUGUACCGCCACGUCACGUUCAAUUUCCUGCGGUCGGUGCUGGACCGCAAGAUCGAGACGGCGAACGUGUACGACACGCUCGACUAUGUGGGGACGGUGAUGAUCACCAACGACGACAAGGACACGCGCGACCUGGCCAGGGGCGCCUUCUUCCAGUUCCUUCGGGAGUAUCCGCAAAAGAAGGCGCGGUGGGCGAAGCAGCUGAACUUCAUCGUCGCCAACCUCAAGUACGACCGCGAUGGCGGGCGGCUGUCGGUCAUGGAGAUCAUCCAUCUACUGCUGCGAAAGUCGUCGGAUGACUUUGUGCAGGAGAUUGUCGCGACGUGCUUCCUGCCGGUCAUCUUCGUGGUGGCCAACGACGAGAGCGACAAGUGCCGUCUCGCGGCGGGCGAGCUGGUCAAGGAGAUCUUUCGACGGGCGGACAGGGAGCGGAUGAAGACGUUUCUGGCGCUGCUCCGGUCGUGGCUCGACCAAGACGACAACCCGGCGGUGCUGGGCCUCGGGGUGCGGGCGUUCGGGUUCUUCUUCGAAGCGAGAGAAGCGUCGGACAAGGACAAGAAGGAGGUGAAGCUCGUGCUGGGCAAGAUUGGCGAGAUUCUCGGCACGGGGGACAUCCGGGUGGCGGACGAGGAUCUGAUCAACACGACGCUGAAGACGACGCAGAUCCUCACGCAGGCGUACCCGGCGCAGCUCCUGGGGCCGACGUCGCGGGAUUUGUGGGUCGACAUCCGCAACUGCCUGACGCAUCCCGAAGGAUCUGUCAAGCUGAGCGCGGCGAGAGUGCUCAGCCCGUACCUCGCGGAUUUCGGGGCGAAACCGGCGUCUGCAGGCGAGACGAUGAGCGGUUCGCACGGCCUCGAGCUCGGAACGGAGGAUGUGCAGGAGCUCGUGCGGCUAGCCAUGGGCGCGCUGCGGACGGUGGAGCAGCAGGCGCUCGACGACGACCUGGCGGCGGAAGUGACGCAGAUGCUGAUCUUCCUGGGCCCGCGGAUGCAGGCGAAGCUGCGCGACGCGCCCGUGGCGGACGCGCUGGCGGGCGACGGCGGGGCGGGAGGAGAAGACGAAGAGGAGGAGGAGGAGGAGGAGGCGCGGCUGGAGCAGCGGGGCAAGGACCUGCAGUACCUGCUCUGGAAGCUCUCGUCGAUGCUGCGGCGGGCGGUGCGGGCGACGUCGGCGGCGAUGACGGGCAAGGUGGCGGCGAUGGAGGUGCUGGAGACAAUCUGCCGGCGGGUGCCGGACGCGGACCUGGCGCCGUCGCUCAAGACGAUCCUGUACCCGCUGCAGAGCAUCACGGACCCGGCCAUCUCGACGCCGUUCUCGCUGGACGAGGGGUUCAAGGCCAAACACGAGGCGGUGCGGGGGCGGGCGCAGGUGCUCAUGGACGCGCUGCAGAAGAAGUUUGGCACGGCCGAGUACAGCAGGACGCUGCUGGCGAUCCGGGAGGAGGUGCGGGCGCGGCGGCAGGCGCGGUCGAGCAAGCGGAGGAUCGAGGCGGUGACGCAGCCGGAGAAGUACAGCCGGGACAAGAGGAAGAAGACGGAGAAGAAGAAGGAGAAGAAGAAGGUCAAGGCGCAGGAGUAUAAGACUUAUCGGCAGUCGUUCAAGCAGUGGUGACCUUUUGUCUUUCUUUUCUUGUUUUUGAUAUUUACAUUGAAAAGCAGCUCAUGGAACGAGGCAGCAUGGAUAGAAGGGCGUUUGAGGCGUUAUUAUGCCGACAAAAUUGUUGAGAUUUUUCGAGUGGCAUUUUAUGCUAAGGUAUGGUACAUGGGCAACGAAGGCCCGUUGAGAGAAUGAAAACAAGUUUCCCAGGUCCAUCC
This is a messenger RNA of Sodiomyces alkalinus F11, 8371 nucleotides long. RefSeq lists its product as hypothetical. Lineage: Eukaryota; Fungi; Ascomycota; Sordariomycetes; Glomerellales; Plectosphaerellaceae. The coding region runs from base 75 to 8168 and encodes 2697 amino acids. The record is from RefSeq and is a predicted model, not a curated record. Gene Ontology annotation, cellular component: 90S preribosome; nucleolus; small-subunit processome. The transcript is spliced from 2 exons.